AUGGAAUACGAUUCCGAAGACAACCUCUACGACAACGAAGUAGAUGAGGAGGAUGUCAAAGACAACUUUCAGGACUGGGGCAUUCUCUCCUCCAAGCUCUCCUCCUCUAGUUCAUCAGCAAAUGCUGCAUCCAAUCUCUUUAAAAAGGGCAACAAAGACUUUGAGCCUGAUGGAACCAACUACCAACAAAAGCUAUUGAACAAUUCAAAGCACAGAAUGUACGAGAUCCUAAGAAACUCAGAUGAAAAAUUCAGAGGCCAUUUCCACAAGAACCAUUUGGAAUGUUUAUACUACCAUGACAUCAACAAGGCUGUCAUAAACAAACCGAAGGGCAACUAUUUCAAAGACAUUGGCACGGUCAACCGUUACAACUCAGACAACCAGUUGUACUUGAAUUGGGAAGAGCUAUUGUAUUUGAUGGAAAGAGGGAACUUAGAGGUAUUUAAUUCUACAAAUGGUGUGCCCAUAUCUGUGCAAAACUGUUACUCAAAUUGCAUUAAAUCAAACCAUGAUUUGGAUAAAUACUUGGUUUACUCAACACUAAAAAGACAUGGCUAUUUGAUUCAAAGACAUAACGAGAACCAGGAUAAUUCGGAUGACCAUAAUGACUAUACCCAUCGACAGAAUCUGCAGAACUUUGUGUUCAAUGGUCAAGAUGAUGAGAAAAGUGUCAUAAGCACAGAUGUCUUGAUAAACAAUGAUAACUUUUUUGUUAGAAACUACUGGAGUAUUAUCAAGCUGGUCAACAAUAACUCAACCUUAAAGCUUUUCAAAAACAGUAUAAUUCUCUAUUUACGGAAAAAAAGUUUAUUAUCCUAUCCAGUUUUUGCUUCAACUAAACAUUUUAGCUCUAAACAUUAUAAAUCCUAUUUGGAUAUUUACAAUUCAUUACAACUAAUUAAAUAUCAUAAUCCCUACAAAAGAGGUAUAUCAUUUACCAAUUACAAUAGCAAUAGCAAUAGUAAUAAUAAUAAUAAUAAUAAUAAAUUUAAAAUAAUAUAUAAUAUAUGGAAACCACAAGUAAAUUUUAAAAAAAGUAAUCCUCCAAAACCUGACUAUAAAAUAAUUAUUUUGAAUUCAAAUCUAGGCAAUUUUCCAACUUUGAAUGAUUUGAUAAAUAUUUUUAAUAAAAAUGACACUAAUAAUGAUAAUGAUUAUGAUUAUGAUAAUGAAAAAGAAAAAGAAAAUUAUAAUAAUGAGAUUGCUAAUAGUCUGAAAAAUAAAAAAGACAAUGUAAAUAGUAAACUGAAUAAAACUGGAAAAGACGAUAAAAAAAAUAACAGAAACAACAAAAAUAAAAACAGUAGCAAUAGCAAUAAUAACAGUAAUAUUAAUAAUAACAACAACAAUAAUAAAACUUAUUCUGCAAAUCAAUUAAAGCAAAUGAAACAAAAGAGAUUAAUGAAAUCUCUCAGAGAUGGGUAUGAUAAUACUCUCUUAGUUGCUGUUGUUGAUAACGGUAUUAUAAGUUUCAUUAAAUUGAACGAAGGCAUUAUUUCAACGAAAAUAUUAGAUAUGAAGUAA
Messenger RNA from Ascoidea rubescens DSM 1968, 1524 nucleotides. RefSeq names its product tRNA splicing endonuclease subunit SEN54 (gene SEN54). The transcript has a single exon. The record is from RefSeq and is a predicted model, not a curated record. Gene Ontology annotation, biological process: tRNA-type intron splice site recognition and cleavage. The coding region runs from base 1 to 1524 and encodes 507 amino acids. NCBI's taxonomy places the organism in Eukaryota, Fungi, Ascomycota, Saccharomycetes, Ascoideales, Ascoideaceae. Gene Ontology annotation, cellular component: tRNA-intron endonuclease complex.